Molecule: messenger RNA, 2566 nt
Organism: Chelmon rostratus (copperband butterflyfish)
Lineage: Eukaryota; Metazoa; Chordata; Actinopteri; Chaetodontiformes; Chaetodontidae
Product: V-set and immunoglobulin domain-containing protein 1-like
Exons: 6
Coding region: 307-1263 (318 amino acids)
Source: RefSeq, a predicted model, not a curated record
ACGGAUCGUCACUUUAACCGGUAGUUAGAUGUACAGUUCAGGUCACAGUUGUCCGUAAAUAAAGGCUGUAGCUUAUCAAGACCAAAGCGAAGUUCUCGUGUUGUUUCCCAACUGCUGGAAAAGUGAAGGAGGUUAGCCCGAAGCAAAAAUCAACUUCGGUCCCGGAGGAAAACAAAUACUGAGAGCUUUCCCACUGGCUAGUCGGGAAGCUAAACAGGAAAAGGCUAACGCUAGCUUGUAGCUAAGUUAAGUUUGCAAACGUUUUCGAACUAGGUUAGAAUUAGUGAGCUAGUAGCAGCACACACGAUGUUUAGUCGUAGACUAUCGCUCCUGGAGCUUCUUUCCAUUUGUUUCUUCCUACUGACUUUGGCUGAAAGAAUCACCGGACUGGAAAACGGGCCAGGUGUCAUCGAAGUGGUUGCAAAAGAAGGGGAUGAUGCUGUUUUACCCUGUUCCCUCAGCACCAAGCAGAACAUUGUACCAGGGCUCUUUGACUGGAAGAAAGAUGGUCAGAAGGAGGUCUUCCUGUAUGAUGCAGGCAUCCAUUACAGUAACGGCCGAGCAGGUCAGGAUGAGCAGUUCAAAGGUCGCAUCUUGCAUUUUGAGGAAGAACUGAAGCACGGCAACGCCUCCAUCAUCAUCAGAAAUACGAACGUCGCUGACAGUGGAGACUACACCUGUGGUUUUCCACAUCUGCAGCCGAAUGGACAAAUAUUCCACAUCAAGCUUGUUGUUCAACUUAUCUUAAGGGACCGAUUUGGAGACAUCAAAGAUGCGUCUCCAAAGCCAUGCAUCUCAACGCUCAAUCAAACAGAGGAGAUGGCGCUGCUGCAGUGUGAAGUUCGAGGUGCGUCUCCUAAACCUACAGUGGAGUGGUGGGACAGUGCUGGAAACAAGCUCCAUGCUGAGGAGCCGCAGACCCCCUCUGGAGGAGACCGUCACUACGUCACCCUCCUCACCACCGUCACCACGACUAGCCGCGUCCGCUGUGUAGCCACACAGGAGGAAAUCGGCCAUCAGACUGAAGCUGAGACGUUCGUGUUUAUCAGUGGGAAACUGUGUGAGGACCUGUCCAGCAAAGUGGACAUUGUUGGAUGGUUGUUGGCUGGAUGCGUUUUGGGAGCAGUAAUUGUUGCUGCAGCUCAGCUUGUUCUUGUAGCCACAAAGUGCAUCACAAUACGCCGUAACAAAGGUUCUCGUCUGCAGAGAGACGGUUCCUCUUCCUCAGACACGCCCGACACGAAGGCAGGAAUGUUGUUGUAGUGUGUGUGUGUGUGUGUGUGUGUGUGUGUGUGUGUGUGUCUGUGGGUGUGUGUGUGUGUGUGUGUCUGUGGGUGGGUGUGUGUGUGGCUGUGGGUGGGUGGGCAGGUUGGGGUAUACAUGUACUUGUUACAUAGUGAGGACCAGAACAAGGACACACUCCAGUAGACACUUGUUGAAGUGUUCUUGGGGACUGAACACCAAAGUGCCCAUGGUGGUUAUUUUUGUAAAGCAGGUCGAGUGGUCAGCACGAGUAGAGAAGGGCUGUACGAGGACAGGACAUCUCUGUGAAACUUGACGAGUUGUUGGUUAAACUUACAGACUGGUUUUAACAAAUACACACAGAAUAAAUGCUUCCUACAUGACAAACAACCAUGACAGAGUAUCAACAAAGAUUUAAGUUUCACAAAGAUGGUUUUUAUUCCAGAACUUUUGUAUCGAUGAACUGUUCCUGUUUUUUUUUAAUGUUGUCAUUGCUUUUGUAAUUUAACUUGUUUUAUAAUCCCAUUCCAUUGUGUCAUUAUGUACCAUGUCUAUUUGUCACUCUGUCACACUGCUGACCUUCAGAUUCACAGCUGAACCUUCUACUAUACUGUUGUUAAGGACAUUAUAGCACCUAAAUAAUGAGGUAACAAACAGAAAAAGGGAUCCUAUAAAACUAAAGAGAUUUACAAGAAGUUGUUUAAAAGAUCAUGUUGAUCGUAUCAAAGCCAAAUGUUUUGUUCCAAAAGCUCUCAAAAAGGACGGAUACCCUGAAUAACCAGGUGACCCGUCAGACCAGCAGACACCAGGUUCUCAGGCGUCCAUUAAAGUCUACAACGUAGGUACAGCAUAUCAUGAAGCUUAUAGCCUAACCAUGUUGUGCCUGAAGACAACAGCAACAAGCUAAAUACUACAACUCUUAUGAAAAGCAAUAGUGAUUGAUACAGUGAAUGUUGAGCAGUAGCAGUGUGAAUAAGCUGGUGUCAAGGGUUGUUCCUUCAGAUGAGAAGAGAAAGAAAGCAAUUCAUUUUCAGUCCAAGACUUUUAUAAACAUUAAUGUAUCCAAGAUUCCCAGCUGAAGGAAAAAGACUGCAAAGUAAAGCUGAAGAUAAUCACACUGGCUUUAGUCGCUGAAGAACGUUGUUACUCAGCCAGACAUGGAUUCCUCGCUGUAUUUAAUCUUGCUGAAGAUAUUGUGUUGUUAAAGCAUUUUUUUGUUACUUUUUGUAACUCGCAUACUUUCAACAAAUGUUAAAAUAUAUGAAAAUUUAUCAAAUGCCAGAACUAUAUUUUUCUAAUGAAAAUAAAGUGAAAACCAAAGUGA